Molecule: messenger RNA, 684 nt
Organism: Alternaria arborescens
Lineage: Eukaryota; Fungi; Ascomycota; Dothideomycetes; Pleosporales; Pleosporaceae
Exons: 1
Coding region: 1-684 (227 amino acids)
Source: RefSeq, a predicted model, not a curated record
AUGCAUCUCUCCAUCCUGACUACUUUGUGUGCAUUUAUUCUAGUGGCGUCGGCACAGGACUCUCCUUUGACGACUCCCACUCUCCUACCGUUCUACAUUCCAUUUCCCCUCGCUUCUUCUGGCGAUUACAUUACAUCCUACACCAACGACAAAUUCUGGAAACAUGAAUACCGCAACUACCACGUUUCAGUCAUUUCCGCUCGUGGCGACUACGUGUACUAUGUCAUCGAUUGUCGACCUAAUUUAGACCAUCCGUCUUGCACGGAACCUUGGGCUUGUCCACAGUCAGUGGUCUGUGCCGAAGAAAUUGUUGAAGCGGGUAGAAUGACUGCCACGCAAAAAGGAUUAGGGAGGCUUGAUUUCUCGUUCCGCUGGGACGAAUGCAGCAAGACCACCGUCGGACAGUCGAGUCAGACUUGUGCGCGAUACGAGUAUCGAUGCAGCAGCAGUACCGCCGUUGAUCAGACUACGCGGCCUUGCGCUAAGUAUGAGAACAUGAGGUGGACCUGGGACGAGGUUCAGGAUGGGACUAGUUAUCUGGAGAUGUCGAGCUUAGGGCAUUUGAGCAGUGCGGCCAAGAUGCUUGUCACAAUUGGUUACGGAGGGGCCGACAAAGUGCCAGCCAUAAGUAGGCAUUCUCUCUGGGUGACUCGAUGCUUAGACGUCAUAUUGGCCAAUCGCUAA